This is a messenger RNA of Vicia villosa (hairy vetch), 6873 nucleotides long. RefSeq lists its product as uncharacterized. The coding region runs from base 1329 to 2393 and encodes 354 amino acids. The record is from RefSeq and is a predicted model, not a curated record. The transcript has 2 exons. Lineage: Eukaryota; Viridiplantae; Streptophyta; Magnoliopsida; Fabales; Fabaceae.
GUUUUAUACUAACCCAAAUACCAAAAACAUUGCUUUAUUUCUUUGUAGGCUCUUGUUUUGUAGGUACCAAGCCAAGACAUACAAUAAACAAGGCAUUUUUCAUGUUUUGGACUGAUGAAAUCGAUUUCCCUACUGGGUAAAUCGAUUUCCCUGCAGCAAUCUUCAACAAAAUCACAUUCUGGACAGCAUGAAAUCGAUUUCCCUCCUGGGUAAAUCGAUUUCCCUAGUGUAUUUUGCGCCAAAUUCUCUUCUGGAACAGAGUGAAAUCGAUUUCACUCCUGGGGAAAUCGAUUUCCUUAAGGCAAAAUUCAAAAAUAUAAGGAGGGAAGCUUGACAUCAUUUUGGCACCUUUUUCUUUGAUUAUUUUUGAUCAUUUUACCAAUUUUCCACCUCAUCAAAAUUAAUCCCUUCAUUAAACCCACUUAAACCCCAUUUUACCACUUUUUACCAUUUAAUUGCCACUUUAAUCACCAAUUAAACACAAGCUAAUUUCCAAAUGCAAAAAGACCAAACUACCACUACUCUUGCUCUCAUCCUAUAAAUAGAGCCCACUACUCUCUCAUUUCUCAAGCUUUUGAGAGCCAAAAAACCCCUUGCAAUUUCUCUCCUCAUCCCUACCAAAUUCACCAAAGCUCUUUGUUCUUUCAUAAAGUUUGUGAGUCACAUCUUGAACCUCACAAACUUUGAGCUAAACCACCAUCUAUUUCACUCUUUUUUCUUCAAUUGUUGAGAGAUCAAGAUUUGUGUUGGUGAUUCUUGAAGUAGAUCUAAGUUUUGUUCAAGAUUUGAGUUUGUCUACCGUCAAGCUGAUUCCUCCACACAAGUACGGAACUAGAGCCAACGUCAGAUUGAGAAUGGAAUACCAAGAGCAACACAAUGCAGAGGUCAGAAUGGAAAUUGAUGAGUUGAAGUCAGGCAUGACCAAGCUAACUGAAAUGCUGCAAGUUUUGAUUGCUAGAGGAGAACCGCCUUAGAAAACUGUCAUUGUUGAAGUCUCAAGUGCUGAUGUUGACCCUCAACCUACUCAACAACCACCUUCUACAUGGCCAGAGUUUGGUUUGCCACAUGGUUACACUCCUCCAUAUGAGAAGACUCCUGGUAUUGGUCAAUCUUCACAACUUGUGAUUGGUCAAGCUUCAAACCAAGUUUUUCAUGCUCCUGUCUUCACUGAAUCUCAGCCUAUUGUGCACACUGUUGCUCAGCCUACUUAUGUGAAUCCUCUGUUUGAAUAUCAAGCUGCCCGUUCCCAGAAUGGAAGUCAAGGAGAUGCUGGAGACAUUGAAGAUGUCAAAGAGCAGUAUCAUACCUUAGAAAAACGCCUGAGAGCCAUGGAAGGAAAUGAUUACUUUGGGGUUGCUGCUGAGAAUAUGUGUUUGGUUUCCAACUUUGUCAUGCCUGCAAAAUUCAAGACUCCUGAGUUUGAGAAGUAUAAGGGGAACACUUGCCCAAGAAGCCAUUUGACCAUGUACUAUCGCAAAAUGGCUGCUUAUACCCAGAAUGAUAAAUUGCUUAUCCAUUGCUUUCAGGAUAGUUUGAGUGGAGCUUCACUGAAAUGGUAUAUGGGACUUGAGAGUAAUCACAUUCAUUGUUUCCAAGAUCUGACUGAUGCUUUCAUGAAGCAGUAUAAGUACAAUCUGGACAUGGCGCCUGAUCGCCGACAACUGCAAAACAUGGCUCAGAAGGAAAAAGAGUCUUUCAAAGAAUAUGCUCAACGUUGGAGAGAAUUGGCUUCCCAAGUUGAACCACCAUUGGCUGAGAAAGAAUUGACUGGAAUGUUCAUGGAUACUCUCUCCCCUUUCUACUGGGAGAAAAUGAUUGGAAGUGUGUCCUCAAACUUCACAGACUUGGUUACUAUUGGCCAGAGACUUGAAGAGGGAAUCAAGAAUGGGAAAGUUGCUAAUGUUGCUGAAUCCUCUGGUGGAUCGAAGAAACCUUAUGGAAACUUCCACAAGAAGAAAGAGAAUGAGACCAAUGCUGUGUCUGAUGAUAGAAGGGGAUCUCGUCGUAAACCUCAAAAUGGGGAUCAACCUUAUGUAGCCGCUGUCGCUCCUGUGCAAGUUCAAGUUCCUCAAUCUCAGGUUGCUAAUCAGAAUCAGAAUCGUGGUAGGACAACUUAUGAUCCUAUUCCCAUGACUUAUACAGAACUGUAUCCUGCUUUGGUCCAGAAAGGGUUGAUUACAACAAGAGCCAUGCCUCCUCCUCGAAACCCCCCCUCAAGAGGAUUUCGGCCUGAUCUUCAUUGUGAAUUUCAUCAGGGUGGUGCUGGCCAUGAUUUAGAAGGCUGCUAUGCUUUGAAGGCCUUAGUGCAAGAGUUGGUUAGAGCAAAGAUGCUAUCUUUCCGGGAUAUGGGUCCCAAUGUUGUCACUAAUCCUUUGCCAGAACAGAGUGGCUGAAGACAGAUCAAAGCCAGAUAUUCCUAAAGCCAAGUGUUUCAGACAAGAUAGCUCAUCUUUGUUGCUGAUUAGUCACUAGGCUUUGUUUCUGUACUGUUUGUUUUUCCUUUAUUGUACUGUUUACUUUUAGACUUUGUUUGUUUCUGAAUGGUGAUUUUAAUGAAAUGAGCAUUGCAUAUUUUGAAUUCAUUAACAUCCACUGUGUUUAUAUUUAUACCUUAUUUUACAAAACUUUUUCUUCCAUUUGCUUUCUCUAUCAAACUUGUGUUUUAUGCAAAGAUUGGAGGGAGGAUGAUGACAACGAAAUACCCAAGUUGUUGAACUGUAUGCUUUCGAAUAAAACUCUGCUGAUGAUGUACAGGCAUUGUUUCAAUUCCCAAACACUGGAGAAAUAAGGAAGUUAAUCCCUUGUCAACCCCUCUGAGCCUUCGAAGUUGGAGUUUCUUUCUGUAUGAAAAACCCGCAUUUUUAACCUGGGGCAGGGUAGUUCUCAGUUAAUUUGGCUGUGCAUUCUAUUUUAAGAGAAUCAUUCAGUACACCUUUCAACAAGUGCUUCAAUCGCAAGCGUUCCUCCGCACACAUCAAAGAAAUGUUGGAGAUGUCAAUCAAAAGCCAAUGAUGGUUCAUCAAUCAUUAAGCAAGGCGGUUGCUAUCUUUCAAAAAAAAAAAGUAUCAAAAAAUAGAAUCAAAGAAAAGCCUGCUAAGUCAAGACCAAAAAUGACUUAGGCAAAAACAAGGUCAUCCCGCUGACUGUAACUUCAAAAAUAAACAGUUCAGGCAAAAGUUAGGGAUAUCAAAAGAAAAAGAUGAAAGAAGAGAAGUCAAUAAAUUCCUAAACAACAAAAUGUUGUGACUACCAAAAGGAAGAAGUGACUGCCAUCUCAAAAGUUCUCUUUGCUUGUGAACUAUCAUCAUUAUCAAAGGUGCAAUUCCAGAAGUCUCUUGGAACCUGAAUGCAUAAGUUGAAUUAACUGAGUUGUAGGACUGGAGAUCAUCACGAAGGGGGUGGGAACAAUCAAAUUUUGAGCCUUAUAUCCUUUGUUUCUUAAACCGUGAACCUGGCCACGUUACAACCUUUAAAAGACCUAAUUGAGGCAAGGUUUGUUUGAAAGCAUACUACAACAAGGUUGCGUAAGCUGACUCCCAUGAGAUUUGCCAAUCAUUUGCUUUGAUAUCAUAUCUUUGUUUUAUCUUUCACAUUGAAUGUCUGAACCUUUAUGUUUUGACUAGUUGAUUCCAUUUUCUUUACAUCAAUAACAUCUUUCAAAAAAUGAUUUUGAUUUCAAAAAUAUUCUUUGAGCAUUGCAUUAAAAUUACCAUUCUUGAAUGAACAUUUUGUUUGCAAGUAAGCACUCAUUUUUCAGGAAGUUCAAACAGUCGAGAAACUUGAUCAGUGAUCCUAUCAGGGGCAUGUUAUUUCAAGAUCCUGUUGUUCAUUCAAGAUUUGUUGAUCAGAAUAUCAUUUCAAUACUUGUACUGGGGCAAGCCAUCCCAACAUGCAUUUCAAGAAUUGAAGCCAUGAUCAGUUAACUUGCAACAAUUAGUGAAUCAGGGGCAAUCUUCUUCAGCAAUCCCCAAGCAGUUUUAUCAGCCCUUCUCAAAGGAUCAUCGAUUUGAUACAGUUACCAGUGUAAUAGAAGUAUGUCCAAGCAUCUUCUUCGUAAGCAGAAUUGGCAGAGUUCCCGUGUUGAGGAAUCAGAGUUCCUAUCGUGCCUCACAAAAGAGUCUCCCUCAGUUGUCACAAACAAUUGCAUUGCAUUGAUCAUAUAUCAUGCAUAGAAAAAAUUCAACAUCAUGCAUUGAAACAAAUUUCAUACUCAUUUACAUUCUCCGAGGUCCUGUUGUUAUCAACAUUUUACCUUGAGAUCUAAGUCCAACUUACUUGGCACAUACCAAAGUAGAUGUUCGUCUGCCUGUUUCUAUUUCCGUCCAAUGCUACUCUUGGAUGUGUAAACUUUUCUCUCUGUCCAAUGCUACUCUUGGAUGUGUAAACUUUUCUCUCUGUCCAAUGCUACUCUUGGAUGUGUAAACUUUUCUCUCUGUCCAAUGCUACUCUUGGACAUGUUAUUUCUCACUUUUUAUCCAAAGCCACUAUUGGAUGUCACAAUCCCCAUUAAAAUGUUUCUCACCUCCUUCAAAGCUACUAUUGAAUGACGUUCAUGUCUUUGAGCUGGAAUAACAUUCUUUUUGUCCAAUGCCACUAUUGGAUGUUUAUUGAGUUUGUUUUCCAUCCAUUGCCACUCCUGAAUGGUUGCUCAAAUUUUCCGAAUUGGUUUCCAUUUUGUUCAAAGCUACUGUUGAACGCCUCUGAUGUAUUUCCGGGUUCAGGUUUCCAUUUUGCAUUCAAAGCCACUAUUGAAUCUCUUUGGUUUCCAUUUUUGUCUAAAGCUACUAUUGGAUUGUUCCCGAUGUUUUCCAGAGUUUGGAUUCCUUUUGUUCAAAGCUACUGUUGAACGUCUCUGUCGUAUCUUCGGGUUUGUAGGUCUCCUUUUGCAUUCAAAGCCACUAUUGAAUCUUGUUGGUCUCCUUCCAUCCAAAACAACUAUUGGAUGUCUCCGCUGUUUCCUCAGAGUUUGGGCCCUUUUUCAGAUUCAUUCAAUGCCACUCUUGAAUGUCUCUGAUGGUUGGUGUCGUCUAAUGCCACUUUUAGACGUUUCUACCCAAUAUGUUUGUGUUCCAGAGUUCAUUCAAUGCCACUUUUGAAUAUCUCUGUUGAUUUUCAUCGUCUAAUGCCACUCUUAGACGUUCUUACUACACUUCUAACUUGGGUUUUAUCCCUCCCUUUCUAAGUAUUGCUGGAUAUUUCUUGUCACCCUGACGGAUAACCAGUAGUAUCUUGUUUCCCUAGCCACUCCUUUCAUUCGAGUCUAUCGCUCAUUCCUUUUGUUCCCCCCAGUGGCAUUAUAUUCCCCCUCUAUUUUCAUAAGCAUACUUGAUGCAUCCAUUAGCAUCGCAUUAUACCUUAGGUUCAAAAAUUGUGUAUUUUAUAUUUAAGUCUCUUCAAUUACGUCGAGCUGAGGAUUUUAACCCUCACAUCUCCGGAAAGAAGAAACUUAAAUAGGGGCAUCUGUCAUACCCCAAUUUUUGACCCUAAGAUCAUACAUCAUUUGCAUUUCAAUCAUCAAUCAAGAUCACAACCUUGAGGUAUCAUUUUUCCUUUGAGGGGAACCAUCGAGCAUUUCUAGCUUUUUAUUUGUUUUAUACUAACCCAAAUACCAAAAACAUUGCUUUAUUUCUUUGUAGGCUCUUGUUUUGUAGGUACCAAGCCAAGACAUACAAUAAACAAGGCAUUUUUCAUGUUUUGGACUGAUGAAAUCGAUUUCCCUACUGGGUAAAUCGAUUUCCCUGCAGCAAUCUUCAACAAAAUCACAUUCUGGACAGCAUGAAAUCGAUUUCCCUCCUGGGUAAAUCGAUUUCCCUAGUGUAUUUUGCGCCAAAUUCUCUUCUGGAACAGAGUGAAAUCGAUUUCACUCCUGGGGAAAUCGAUUUCCUUAAGGCAAAAUUCAAAAAUAUAAGGAGGGAAGCUUGACAUCAUUUUGGCACCUUUUUCUUUGAUUAUUUUUGAUCAUUUUACCAAUUUUCCACCUCAUCAAAAUUAAUCCCUUCAUUAAACCCACUUAAACCCCAUUUUACCACUUUUUACCAUUUAAUUGCCACUUUAAUCACCAAUUAAACACAAGCUAAUUUCCAAAUGCAAAAAGACCAAACUACCACUACUCUUGCUCUCAUCCUAUAAAUAGAGCCCACUACUCUCUCAUUUCUCAAGCUUUUGAGAGCCAAAAAACCCCUUGCAAUUUCUCUCCUCAUCCCUACCAAAUUCACCAAAGCUCUUUGUUCUUUCAUAAAGUUUGUGAGUCACAUCUUGAACCUCACAAACUUUGAGCUAAACCACCAUCUAUUUCACUCUUUUUUCUUCAAUUGUUGAGAGAUCAAGAUUUGUGUUGGUGAUUCUUGAAGUAGAUCUAAGUUUUGUUCAAGAUUUGGUAAUUUUCUUCAUCCUUUUUGUAUAUCAUGAUGUAGAUCUUUGUUGCUUGUGUGUGAUGCAUCUUUGAUGCUAUAUUGGUGCUAUUUGAUGGUGAUUUGAUGGAAAAUUCGUGCUCCAAUUGAUAUGUGAUCAUAAGGUGUUUGUAUGUUUGCUUAAGUCAAGUUUUAUGCCUUUAAAUGUUGUUUUUGCUGAAAUUUGCACUGGUCAAAUCGAUUUCCUUAAGGCUCAAAUCGAUUUCAUGCUGUACGUAACUUGUUUUUUUUGAAAACUGCCUUAUGGAAAUCGAUUUCCCUCUGCAUGAAAUCGAUUUCCUGCUGGCAGAAUGUGUUUUUUUGCCUUUUUUAUGCUUGUUUUGGUUUCCUACUUCCUCCACUUCAUUAAUAUCAUUGGAUCUAGGAUGUUGAUAGGUUUGAAAUGACCUAAUCCAUAAUAUUAGAUGAAUGAUAUUAAUGAUAGUGUGAGUUGAUUAUCUUUUGUGUUUUCAUUCUUAUUUUC